CUCCAUAUUAAGGCCAAGCGAACUAGCCCUCCGCUCUUACAACUGAAACGAGACAGCCUCGGUCUUCAGUUCUUGAAUUGCAGCUUGCUUCUACUAGGGUUUUGGUUUCUUUGUGAGUGAGCUUAUUCAUUUCACCAGGAGAGAGGAUGGGCUUGGAGGGGAAGCUAGACUUUGAAGUAGAGAUUCAGUCGUCGGCUGAUGAGUUCUACCACAUCUGGAGGAACCAGAUUUACCACCUGCCGAAUGUGAGCUCCGAUGCAAUACAGAGCGUGCAGCUCCAUGAAGGCGAAUGGCACUCGGAGGAUGCCGUCAAGCUCUGGAACUACACCCUAGAAGGGAAGGCAUUGACGGCCAAGGAGAGAGUUGAGGUGGACGAUGCAAACAAGGUACUCACCUUCAACAUAAUAGGAGGGGAUCUCCUGGAAGAGUUCAAGACCUUCAAGGCAAUCGUCAAGACGAUUGCGAAAAGCGACGGCCGUGGAAGUUUAGUGAAGUGGACUCUGGAGUACGAGAAGCUGCACGAAGGCGUCGCCAACCCUAAUGCCUACAUAGAUCUCGAAGUCAAGCUCACUAAGGACGCAGAUGCUCAUCUCAUCAACAAUGCGUGAGUGAUUCGUGGUGUUCUUAGGGCAAAAUGAUAUCUCUGCGUCUUGUGUGUUUGUGGAUUUAUACACGUGCUUGCCUUGCAGAGCUAAAAUAAACUUCUUGGUGUGGCUUUUGGUGAAUUCAUGUACGUCGAAAGGUACAAUGUCUGUGCUAUGUCUGUGUUCCUAUGUUUGGGUUCGAGGAAACUGUGUUCCAUGUGACUUCUGUAAGACUCGUGAAGUGGCUUCAAAAGUGUUUUGUCCCUUUUUGAAGUUGAACGGAUUUUCAAAUCCUUGCAGCCUA
Molecule: messenger RNA, 888 nt
Organism: Eucalyptus grandis
Lineage: Eukaryota; Viridiplantae; Streptophyta; Magnoliopsida; Myrtales; Myrtaceae
Product: MLP-like protein 31
Exons: 2
Coding region: 147-608 (153 amino acids)
Biological process (GO): defense response
Source: RefSeq, a predicted model, not a curated record